Haemorhous mexicanus (house finch) is the source of this 7060-nucleotide messenger RNA. It is a transcript of the gene GABRP, whose product is annotated as gamma-aminobutyric acid type A receptor subunit pi. The record is from RefSeq and is a predicted model, not a curated record. Bases 3704 to 5038 code for a protein of 444 amino acids. Lineage: Eukaryota; Metazoa; Chordata; Aves; Passeriformes; Fringillidae. The transcript has 10 exons. Gene Ontology annotation, cellular component: synapse; GABA-A receptor complex; neuron projection. Gene Ontology annotation, molecular function: neurotransmitter receptor activity; GABA-A receptor activity; extracellular ligand-gated monoatomic ion channel activity. Gene Ontology annotation, biological process: monoatomic ion transmembrane transport; signal transduction; chemical synaptic transmission.
CCGCGGAACCAUCGGGUCUCCCAGCCUUGAGCUGUUCACUUUCAACAGAGGCAUCAAAAUAGGAGAAAUAUCUUCUGGCCUGUUUAUUUCAAUGUGUACCUUGCGGUUCUGAGCUGUUUGUAUGUACAAACUGAAAAAUAAACAUCAGAAACAUUGCAGCCAGCCACUUUUGAGAUAAAAAUCGACCUCCCUCGGGGCAAGGCGAAUAGCUCCCUCCAGCCUCAGGGAUCCAGAUGAGGUGUUCAGAGGUGAUGGCCAUGCCCACGUCCUGCCAGGAACCACGGGAGCAAGGCAGCAGCACAGAUUGCUGGCCAGUGCCACCAGCCAGGACUCCUCCUUGUGUCCUGCAGGUGCUCUGUGCUGCAGGGCUGCGCUGUUGAUGGCACCGGGCACGGCUGGGGCCGAGCUGGCCUGGCCCCAAGCUGCCUUUGGAGUUUGGAGCUGACAUUUGCGUCUUUGCAGGACCGAAACUGUGCACCCCAGAGGAAGAAAUGUAACAAUUUUCCGGAUUCUUCCUCCUCCUUUCUAAAAGGGAUGCCUUGAGUUUAAAACAAAGCAGUUCAUUUGAAAAAAAGACUAAUGAAUAUAGCCGCCCUUGCUCUUUUGCAAGUUUAAGCACCUCAUCUUUCCUGAAAGAACAGCUCUAAAUAAUUUUAUCUGCAAGCUCUAAGCAGGAAUUUGUAUUCAUGGUAAGACACUUAUUGAGUUAAUUUAUUUAAUGCUGGGGCAUAAUUUCUAAUAGUGGAGGAGUCCCUAGGCUUAGUGCAAUUGUCUCCCUGUUAGGGCAUUAAUAUUUAAAGGAGUUAUAAUAUUAUGUCAAUUGAUCUGUGUCUUUUAGGAAGCAGGUUAGCAGUUAUUGAUGGUCACUUGUGUGAAGGAUUAGCUCAAAUAAAGCUAAUCCUUGGUAUUUGGCAGACCAAUGCCUGCCCCCUGGCCAAAUCCCUCGCCCCGGCAGGGAGGGGCCCGGUGUCUGGGGCAGUGGAUCCGAAAGGAAUGUGGAGAAUGCGGAGGGAAAGAAGGCAGGGCGGAUCUGGAGGGUGCUGCUGCUCCGCAGAGCCGGGCUCAGACAGCAGCACGGGAGGGCUGCAGUGCCUUCCUGUGGCUGCCAGUGCUGCUGCUUUCAGCAUUUCUGGGAGAGCCGCGAGCCUCCUGCGAUCUGAGCCGGGAGCUGUCGGUGCGUGUUCUGCAGGAGGCUCAUUCAUCUCGACAGACAGUCCUACUGCUGACGCUCAAGACAAAUAACUUGACCUCUGUGUACCUUAAUUUCUCUGUUAUUAAAAGUGGGGAACAUUUAUACUAUUUCUUGAGUGGUUUAAAAUGAGAACUGUUCUGAAUUUUAAAAAAUUCUUGGUUGUUUUACUACUAUAUUUAAUUCCAUAUUGCACUAAGAAACAUGGUGCUGAAUGGCCUUUAAAAACAAGGUAAUGUGGAAACCAAUCCAGAUGAAAUACCUUUGUGCUUAUUGUAGAAAUUGAGUAUUUAUUGAGGGAAACUGAACGCUGGCAUGGAAGGACGUGCAGCUGCAGUGCAGCUUUUACUGUGCUGCUUGCAAGAGCAAAAUAAAUGUUCUGGGUAGAUGUGGGCCGUGGAGGUGCUCAGGAGGGUUCGUGGCUGGUUUUCCCCCAAAACUUCCUGCAGUGGGGAGUGUUUUCACUGCCCUGCAGAAAAGCAGACUAAUAGAUGUGUAAGAUGAAUGAUUGUCUGAACUGUGCUCCUCGAGGCCCCAUCUCCUAUUUUUUCCUUGUGUGCUUAUCUGCCAGUGGAUUGUCAAACCUUCAAUUAAUGCGUCACUUGCAGCUCCUUCCACCCUCCCUCCCUCCCUUCAGCCCUGCCGGCUCCUCUCCCGUCCUGGGCAGGUGCUCUGAGGCAGGUGCUCAGCCAGAGCAGAGACACAAGACAGCCACCUCCUUCCCUGCCCGGAGAGCUUAGCACAUUCCCUGCUUCUCCCAGGGCAGGGAUGGAGCGCUGAACUCCCCCAGCUGUGCCUGCCAGCAUGGGCUGCAGGGAAAACCAGUUCCCUUUGUCAUGGACACCGCAGAUGGCCAAGGAGAGUAAUCCUGAAUUACCAGGGGAACUGCACAGUUUAUUUGACAUUUACUUGUUACCUGGAAGCUUGGAAGAAAAAUUCCCGCGUGUUCACUGAGGAUUUUGUGGCCAUGUGUUUGCUGUAGCCUCUUGGUGUAUUGACUAUGCCCUUGGUCACCUAACAGUGUUUAAGGCUACAUUUUUCUGUGAAAAUGAAACUCUUUGCUGGACAGAGAAACAUAAAUACACAACAUUAUUACAAUUUCUUCCCACUACUGGUAAUCUCUGAUGAAAGCUCCUGCCCUGUAGCAGCAGAAUUGCUAUUCUAUUAGCUGACACACUGAGCAGUGAAGAAAUACUGUGAUGAUAUUCAGCUCUGGGCACUGGUGUCAUCUUUCUCUUGCCCAGGAGUACUUACAGAUUUCAAUUUCACUGCCUCCCAGUCUUUGGUAUAUUUAUUGUCUUUAUGGUCAUCCUGUGUAAAACAUGGGAUAUUCAUGAGGGAUGCCCAUGAGAGGUUCCUCAGCUGAAGUUCAUGAAGUCUCAUACUUUAACUGAAGUCUGAUUUGUAAAAUUAACUUCUUUCUACAAGUUUUUUCAACAACCUGGACCAAUAUCUUCAUUCUUUUCAGUCAAAAUUGUGGUCUAACAUGGCUGCGAGUGGGUAAAUGAUUCUCUCUCUGGUCCUGCAUCCUCACAUUUUAGUGAGGAGCCCUUGAGAGCCUCUAGAAACACCUGAGUACCAUUUCAGAGAAUGGGCUAGAAGAGCAAAGCCUUGUUGGAAAUUCAGAUGUGGGACUGGCAUUAGAGCAUAUUGUGUUUUGAAAAAACUGCAUCCUUUCUCCACUGGGAUGCCUUGAAUUCAUAGUACUUGAAUGUUGAGGUAUUUGACUGGCUCAGUGUGGGCAAAGUUGUUAUUUCCUGGUGCUCUGCUUGUCCCAUGGCACAGCACCAGAGCUGUGUGUCUGGCUGAGGAGGCAGAGUGUCCUUUGGGCUGUACAGGAAAGAUCUAACCCAAGCAGAAAACUCACAGUGUUGGGGUUAUUGUGGUGCAGCCACACUGGAAGCUGAGGCUCUAAAUGCCAUGUGAUGAGAGAGGUGCUAGGUCUGAAAAAAGGUGUGUGACUGGAGCAGCAGUUCCAGCAGGAAGCUGGAGAUCAGAGUGGAGCAGAGCACGGCUCAGAGCUGCCACUGUGGCACCUGCUCUAAGGCCAGCACAAGCCCGAGGAGUCUUGGGCCAGCAGCCAAAUUUGGUUCCACUCCCAGAAAAGUCAACGAAACCCCUUUGAAGUGCAAUGACCUCAUGCUCUGCUGCAUGAGUGGCUUGCCAGCCUUGCUGUUAAGAGCAGGGGUUUAUCCCACGUGCAAUCAAUGGAGCACAGAGUUACAGCUCUUCUGUGAGGCUGGGCAGGGGAGCCUGGGAAUAAAAGAAGCUGAAACUGCCAUCUGUGGGCAGGAUCCCUCUUGGCUUCAGUCUGAUGCUCUGGGAACUACCCACACAUUUUCCUGCUUAAUCAAUCUGUUCCCGUGGUGCCAUUCUCAACAUCAGCUAUUGCCAUCCCAUACUGAGAGCAGAGGAGAGGAGAGGAGCUAGAACUUGUCAAGGACUUCAAGACCCAAGUUGUCACCAGGGCUUUUUAUGUGACAAGCAGAGCAAAUACAGAAACAAUCUCCAGACAUGUUCUGCAGAUAUUUUUCCUUCUUCGGUCUGUGUCUUUUCCUUCCAACCCAAAGGAGCUCUCUGGGUCAUGGAUCCAGCUUGCAUGGCAGGAGCACGACGUCCCUCACCGGAUUUGAGAACCUCACCGUGGGGUACAACAAAUACCUCCGGCCCUACUUUGGUGGAGAACCUGUGCAAAUUGCAAUAAGUCUGGACAUUGCAAGUAUUUCUAGUAUAUCUGAGAGUGACAUGGAUUACACAGCCACCCUCUCCCUGCGGCAGCGCUGGACCGACCCUCGGCUGGUCUUCCAUGGCAACGAGAGCUUCACGCUGGAUGCCCGCCUGCUGGAGCUGCUCUGGGUGCCAGACACCUACAUUGUGGAGUCAAAAAGGUCCUUCCUGCACGACGUCACCGUGGGCAACCGCCUCAUCAGGCUGUUCUCUAAUGGCACUGUCUUGUAUGCCUUAAGAAUCACUACUACUGUUGCCUGUAACAUGGACCUGUCAAAAUACCCUAUGGACACCCAAACAUGCCGACUGCAGCUAGAAAGCUGGGGCUACGAUGAGAGCGAUGUCACCUUCGCCUGGCUGUGGGGAAACAGCUCCGUGCGCGGCAUGGAGAGGCUGCGGCUCUCGCAGUACACGGUGGAGCGCUACCACACCCUGGUCUCCAGGUCACAGCAGGAGACAGGCAGUUACCCACGACUGAUAUUACAGUUUGAACUGAGAAGAAACGUCCUUUACUUCAUGUUGGAGACCUAUGUGCCCUCCACUCUGCUUGUCAUGUUGUCCUGGGUUUCUUUUUGGAUCACACUGGACUCAGUGCCUGCAAGAACCUGCAUUGGAGUUACAACAGUGCUUUCAAUGACAACUCUGAUGAUCGGCUCACGAAGUUCACUUUCAAAAACCAACUGUUUCAUUAAGGCCAUUGAUGUUUAUCUUGGCAUCUGCUUCAGCUUCAUCUUUGGUGCCCUUGUGGAGUAUGCAGUGGCUCACUACAGCUCCUCACAGAAGCGUGCAGCUAAAGCACAGGAAGAGGGGCCUGCAAAUGAACUGACUGAAGAAAUUGAAGAAGUUAACAUCACCAACAUCCUCAAAAAUUCUAUCACCAGCUAUAAACAAAAAAUCAGCUUCACAAGCAUUGAGAUUUCCAGCGAUAAUGUUAACUGCAGUGACUUGACCAUGAAAAGUCAUGAGAAAAUCAAAUGUGUCUUGAGGAACAAAAUGCACAGGAUCAUUGGUUAUUUCACAAUUCAGAACCCUGGCAAUGUGGACCACUACUCCAAAUUGCUUUUCCCUUUGUUUUUCAUGGUGGUCAAUGUGUUUUACUGGGCUUAUUAUCUAUAUUUUUAGUAGAAAUUAGUUGCUUCAUUCUCCUACUUCAGCAGGAAAGAAAUUGUGCUAGUGGGCAUCCAGGUACCUAACCUCAGUGAAUUCAGUGUGGACAGAAAGCUUCCUUGUGUUCCCUGAGGUACCCAGCAGAGGUGUGUGAGAUGUGCAUGCCUCAGCAGCACUGACUCUGACAGCAGCUGUUCAGCUGAGUGGCUGGGCUGGGCUCUUCUGCUCCUAGGUGCAUUUCAUUCCACACCUCACCUGGCUGGAGGUGGGUGUGCAGGACUGCGCUGGCGGCUGCAGAGCGCUACGGGCAGCAGAAUUAUUUUGGUAGCUUGGAGCAGGUUGAAACCUUCAAGAUGGGAUGUCCCAGAGGAUGGAUAAGAUCAUGACUGUUAUUCUUUGUUUGCCAGAGAGAACAGAGGGACUGUGAUUGCUGCCUCAAUACCUGCUCUGUUGCAGUGAGGGCCCUGAGGCAGCAGCAGGAGCUCAGUGCAGUGCAGUACAGUGGGAUGCUCCUUUGCAUGGUGCUGCUUUGUCCUGGAUGGUGCAGUGCCAGGAUGGUGGUGCCUCACUACUUUUAAUCUGUAACUCACUGAGAUAACCCUCACUUGCUGAAGUUCUCCAUCCCUGAGACAGAUGGAGGGUUGUUGUUUGCUGAGCUGCAUUUUUUCAGAGAUUUGGGAACAUGAAACAGAGGCAGCAAAUCAUUUUGUAACCCAUCUCUUAUACUCUCCCUGCUGUACUGCACGUGAACAGGUUCUACCACUUUCCAUGUCUUACCUCACAAAUUAUUUUUUGUCCUGGAGAAUGUUUCCCUCAGCCUUCACUGCCACAAGCAGCUCUCACUCCUUGCCAGCCAUAGGUGCAAAUAGCCAUUUGUCAUCCCCUCCUCUACGUGGCCGUGCAGCUGUGGCAAGUCAGCCGUGCUGCUGGGUGCAAAACAUGCAUGGGUUGGGGUAGGCUAGUCUAAAUCACCCUUUCACACUUUCACUUUUAGGUGGAAACACUGCUACUUUUUUGAGAAAGAUCAUAUUCUAAGUGGGCUCUGGAAACUACCUGAAGUCAGCUUUGUUUAUCCUGCAAUCAGCAGAAGCCAAAAUUUUCUUUUAAAGGUAAAUGAAAUGUGGCCACACAGUUUCAUUAAAGAACCAAAUGCUUUUUGGUACUGUGUAGCUUAAGAAUACUAGAAGUCUUUAUUUGCUGAUUGUAAAACAAACGUUUUAUGGCAGAUUCCCCCACCUGGCACCCUUUUUUGGUCUGUGCUGCUUUCAUCACUGAGAGGGGGCAAUCCUGCAGUUAUGGGGCAGAAUCAGAAUUGCCUGCAGUGGCUCCAUUCAGCAGAGUUCUGGCUGGGUGAGGCCUCUCAGGCUGUAGCUUAUGUUAGAGUCUCAGCAUGCAGUGCUUGCUUAGCUUAAGGAUCUCUUCUUGGGGGUUCCUAGAGAAGGUGAACAGAGCACGUGAAACUAUAGAUUUUUGACUUUAAUAACUUUUUAUUGAACCACUUCACCGCACUGUAGUUUGAGGGAUCUAACCCACAUAUUCAUAAAUCAUCACUUUAACAAAGAGCAGCACAAGAAGACAGAGUGGAACAGGCUGACAAUGGCAAGUGGAUAAACACAAACUCCAAUAAUGAAGUGUUGGCUUGUAUAUACUGGCAUUUGAAGUCCAUUCCAUAAAAUGUAAUAAAGUGAAUGUUUGUGAUAUGAACACAACCCCUCAGAGAGAUUAUCUACUAAAAAAAAAAAAUCAUUAUCUCUUCUCUGUAUUGGUUUCUUUCUUUAAAACCCAACUAAAAUGCCCUUAUGUGUUUUACACUAGCCACCAAAUAUUAAUAUUAACAAAAGGAAUUUCUUUGUACAAAGCCCUCCAAGAUGAUCAAGUCCAGCUGUUCCCCCAGCCCUGCUAAGGCCAUCACUAGCCCCUGUUCUCAAGUGCCACAUCCACAUGGCUUUUAAAUUCCUCCAGGGAUGGGCCCUCCACCACUGCCCUGUGCAGUCUGUUCCAGUGCCACCACCUUUCCAGUGAAGAAAUUUCCCCCAA